AUGGCCUCCUCGAUAGAUCACUCAAUCGCAGCCGUCUUGGAUUUGACCAUUGGCGACGAUGACAUGAAGGUGGAAACAUCUUCUCCUUUCAUGCCUUUUCUCACACGCGCGUCCAUUCCCAAGCCUCAAGAUAUCAUUGACUUGACCUCGGAUAAUGAAGAAGACGAGGACGUGCAGACCCUCACUUCGGAGAUGCAAAGCGUCACGGGCCCCUCCGGCAAUGCUGCUGUGGAUAACAUGGAGCUUGGCCGAUUUGUUCGGACUCCUCGGGCUACUCGGACCAUAAGCCGAAAGGCAUCAGGACGAUCUGUCCGCCCGAGCCCUCAACUCUCGGAAACCGUCAUUGGUGGUAUUCUUUACCGUGCUGGACUGUCCCUGGAGCUCAAGGAUGGCUCCUUUCUUCGCAUUCAACAGGUUGACCCUUUGGGUUACGACGUGCGUUUCACCGGCCGUCGUCUCUUCCGUGCCACGCACCCCGAGGUCAAGAUGUACAUCCCUAAGAAGGACAACGAGCUGAUCUGGGUCACGCAAAAGACCGACUCGGUGAGCAUCAAGAAUGUCAAGCAGAUGUGUGACAUUCGCUUCACUAAUCAUCGCACCGACUUUGACGUGCCCACUCCGCAGCUGACUUGCCGCCUCAAGCUCACAAUUCGCCAGCAGGGCGUUGUCCUCGUCCCUGGCCAGCACCCCUUGACAGCUGACCAGACGGCCAUUGAAUACCUCGAUUUCCGCGAAAGUGAUAACGGAUUGGGCAAGACCUCUAUCCAGCUGCGUGAUGAAUGGCGAGGACUGGGCCGCACGACACUUUUCGGGGAGGGACAGGCACCUAUUUCAGCAGCAGAAGACAUCGACAAUGACGAGGUUAUUGAUCUCACUGGUGUCAUCGCUGGACGGUCACGGGCAUACACCUUUGGCGAUGCAUACUGUGGUGGCGGUGGUGUAUCCUGUGGCGCCAGACAAGCUGGACUAGACAUCAAGUGGGCAGUUGACUCUUGCCGUCACGCUGUCGAUACCUACCAGCGUAACUUUGAAGGGGUAGAGAUCGAGCAUGCCCAGUUCUUCGAUUUCCUCACCAACGAUCCGAACUGGAUGCGCGUAGAUAUCUGCCACUGCUCACCUCCCUGCCAAACAUUCUCACCCGCCCACACCGUCAACUGCAACCGCGAUGACGACAAUUCGGCUUGUAUCUUCUCCGCCGGAUGCUUGUGCCGGACUGCUAAGCCACGGGUUCUGACUAUGGAGGAGACCUCCGGCUUGCCUGAGCGGUUUCCUGAUAUCUUCCACCGGGUGCUGCUUGAUAUGGUGGAGAUCGGAUAUUCUCUCCGCUGGGCAGUGUUGCGCUGCGAUGACUAUGGCGUACCUCAGGAGCGGAAGAGGUUGCUGGUGAUUGCUGCAGGACCGGGAGAGAUCCUCCCUCAUCUUCCCCAACCAACUCACGGAUUGAUCGCUUCCCCUGGACUUCUCCCUCGUUCAUCCAUCUGGUCUGCUAUUGGCCUUAUCCCCGAUGAUGCCCAAGAUCACGAUAUUGAGGCAGGCUUUGCUCGCUGGGAGUUAGCUCACCGCGCCGAUUAUAACGGAUAUGCACCGGCCAAGACCAUCACUUGUGGUGGGGGGAACCACAAUGUGCGCAAGCAAAUUGGCAACGCGGUGCCCCCUUUGUUCGCAAAGGCCAUUUAUGCAGAGAUCGCCCAGUGCCUGCGCGAAUCGGACACAAAGGAGGCCAAUGGCGUCUAUCGCUGA
Messenger RNA from Penicillium canescens, 1740 nucleotides. Its product is annotated as DNA cytosine methyltransferase. Gene Ontology annotation, molecular function: methyltransferase activity. Gene Ontology annotation, cellular component: nucleus. NCBI's taxonomy places the organism in Eukaryota, Fungi, Ascomycota, Eurotiomycetes, Eurotiales, Aspergillaceae. The coding region runs from base 1 to 1740 and encodes 579 amino acids. The transcript is spliced from 4 exons. The record is from RefSeq and is a predicted model, not a curated record.